AUGGGGCUGUUCUCCAGAGAACCCAAUGAUAUGAAGGUCUACGGAUACAAGUUCAGGUGGGGCUCGUUGCAUCAAUCGCCAGAAGAACUUCAUCCCUUAAUAUAUACCUACGAUACUGUUGCAUCAGACGCCGUCGAAGCAUUGGACGAACUGGUGCCACCAGCACCAACUGGCCCUAGGAAGGAUAUCCAGGAGGCAGUUGAGCCCCAGGAUACGAAGAGGCAUCGGGACCUUUACGCACUCGUCCAGAAGCAUGCCAAGGUCGACGAGAGAGUGGGCAAGUUAUGGGAUGAGAUCAACGCGGUACCGGAAUGGGUUGACUGGGAGCAAAUCGACAGGGGCCAGAAGGUAUUCUGGCGUUAUGGUGGCCCAGCUAUCACGGCCCUCACUUUUCUGUCAUUACUCGGCGGUAUGGGUGGAGGGAGGACGGUAGAGACUCUAGAUCGCACGGGUGGGUUUGGUGCUCAGGUCGUGCGCCGGCGCCUUCUGGAGACUACCCAACACACCCUCGGCGUCCACAAAGACUUGGCUGCAAUUCAGCCUGGCGGAGAAGGUUUCGAGUCUUCAGUACGGGUCCGUCUACUGCACGCAUCAGUUCGCCGGCGAGUGACGCAAUUGGCAAAGGCGAAACCCGAAUACUACGACCUGAAGAAAUAUGGUGUUCCGGUCAAUGACCUCGACUGUAUUGGGACCAUCGGAACGUUCAGCUCGACAGUAGUAUGGAUGGGGUUCCCACGACAGGGUAUCUGGCUGCGGCAGCAGGAGAUUGAGGAUUACCUCGCGCUCUGGCGCUACGUUGCGUACCUCAUGGGCACUCCACACGACUGGCUCGCAACUCCGGAGACCGCAAAAGCGAUGAUGGAGUCUCUGCUCGUAUCGGAGAUCAAGCCAACCAAGAAGUCGGGAACGCUAGCGAACAACAUCAUCACCGGCUUUGAGGGCCAACCGCCAACCUAUGCCUCGCGGGGUUUCCUCAACGCCGAGACCUGGUGGCUUAACGGCAGCGAGUUGGCUCAAGAACUGGGCAUUGAGAAGCCAAAUAUCUACUACAGAGCCUUGGCAUUUGGACAAUGCAUCUACUUCAUGAUCUCUGGCUACAUCGCUCGGAGUAUACCAUUCCUGGACGAAGCGAACAUCAAGCUUACCCGGAAGGUGCUGUAUCAGAUCCUGGUACACAAGAAGUCCAAAGGUGCGCUGGGCUAUAUCACAAAGUAUAACUUCAAGUGGAUCCCGGACCUGAAGAACACGACCACGCCGCUUGGCGACCCAGUGCCCGGGCAGGCGCAGAAGUCGGGGGCUUUCUAUCAUUCUGGGGUCGAAAGAACCGCACUGAUAACUCUCGUCGUUGUCGGCACGGUUGUAGGUCUUACGGGCUGGGCUAGUCUUCGCCUAGCAAACAACCUAGGUUGGUUGGCAUCUCCUCGCUGGGGUUGGGACAGCGCGGCGGCGCCUUUUAUAGGACUGUUACGAGACAUGAAAGCAUAG
This is a messenger RNA of Neoarthrinium moseri, 1485 nucleotides long. RefSeq lists its product as uncharacterized. The coding region runs from base 1 to 1485 and encodes 494 amino acids. The transcript has 3 exons. NCBI's taxonomy places the organism in Eukaryota, Fungi, Ascomycota, Sordariomycetes, Amphisphaeriales, Apiosporaceae. The record is from RefSeq and is a predicted model, not a curated record. Gene Ontology annotation, molecular function: oxidoreductase activity.